This is a messenger RNA of Staurois parvus, 474 nucleotides long. The record is from the annotation of a GenBank genome assembly. Lineage: Eukaryota; Metazoa; Chordata; Amphibia; Anura; Ranidae.
AUGGGCCCCCGUACCGCCUCCUCAUGCUGCUGCCAGGCCCGUAAUCUGCCAUGGGCCCCCGUACCGACUCCUCAUGCUGCUGCCAGGCCCGUAAUCUGUCAUGGGCCCCUGUACCGCCUCCUCAUGCUGCUGCCAGGUCCAGAGUGUCUCAUGGGUCCCUGUACGGCCUCCCAUUGCUGCUGUCUCCAUCGCCACACUCUGCCAUGUGCCACUUUCAGGUCUCCUCACACUGCUGGUGGGUUCCAUUUUGUCAUAGGGUGCUGUAUGGCCUCCCAUUGCUGCUGCCUCCACCGCCACACUGUGGCUCCACACUCUGGUUUUGGCCCCGUGACUGCCCAAAUGAGUGAAGUGUGCGGUGAUUCUAAGAUCGACGGCACUCAUCUGCAUGUCAUACUGACUGUCAGUAUUAUUUCUCUUCCCCAGCAGACUCCAAGGGCAUUUAAAUUAAAGGUACAGUGUUCUGCACUAAUAUAA